CCUGGACGCCCAAACCUUUUUUCUUUCGCGGCUGAGAAUUCCGUACAUUAAGGAAAAGCCUUGUGCAGUGUACCAUGGCAUUUGAACCCUUCACGCAAAAGGAUUGGUAUAGUGUUCUGGGUGCAGAACCAUCAGCAAGUUUGAAAGACCUGAAGCAAAAAUACCAAAAGCUCAUUUUAAUGUAUCAUCCAGACAAACAGAGCGCAGAUGUGCCAGCAGGAGCUGUGGAGGAGCAUGUGCAGAGGUUCAUCGAAAUUGAUCAGGCGUGGAAAAUUCUAGGGAAUGAAGAGACCAAAAAAGCGUAUGACCUGCAGCGGCGCGAAGAUGAUCUAAGAAGUGCAGGACCAGUGGAUGCCCAAAUAUAUCUUGAAGAAAUGUUAUGGAAUAAAGAUGAUCAGUGUUUUACUCUCAGUUGCCGAUGUGGUGGAAAAUACUGUGUUUCCAAGGAUGAAGCUGAAGAAGUUAACCUGAUCUGUUGUGAUACAUGUUCCCUAAUUAUAGAAAUUGUUCAGCACAGCUGAGAUUGUUCAGUACAUGGAAACGUAAAACUCUAUGUUCAGGCACGUUGGGGAGGCAGAGGCUUUGUCCGUUGGAGAAAACAUUGAUUUCAAGUAGAGCUGAGAAAAGAAGUGGGAGUCCUUUUGUCCACUGGAAAUGCUGCUGAAACGUCAACUCAAAUACUGUUUUCAGAGUUUGCCAAGAAAAUGUAAAAUUGGCAAGCGGAGCCCACCCCCUGUAUUAACAAAACAUGAAUUUAGUUACUUGGUGAAUUCCCAUAGUUAGAAUUUUGGUGCCUCUUUUUGUUCUCUCUUCUCCACGAGUGGAGAAUGUUUUCUUCCAAGAGCACGCUGGAAUAAAUGGGAGCGGUGGGUAUCAGCAAGUCUCGGGCAGUUGGGCUCUGCUCUGUGAAUCCAUCUGUAUCACUGAUCUAGAACUUCCCUCUACUUACCUCACAGGGCAAUUAAAGGGAUUAAUGAAGUGGAACCACACAUCCUACUAGGGGAAGCACUAUAUUCUUUGAAUAUAAACAUUUUGUAAAUACAGCUUGACCCCAGUUCUCUCUGGUUUUGAAGAUCUGAUUAAUGAAGCAGUAGAGUAUGGAAAAAAGGACAUUAGGCUCAGAUCAUAAGACUUUCAGCGACUUUUACAAGCUUAUCUCUCAGAGGCUGAUUCUUUACUCAUGGGUGCUUAACAUAGUGCCCUGCUCGGGGUAGCCUCCUCUAUGGGUGCCUAUUCCCUUCCUUUCUCCAUGUGGACAGUAUCAUCUGCUUACCCACAGUUGAGUUUCUUCCAGAUCAAAUGAGAUAAUGUGCAUGGAAAAACUUCUAAAACUGCAAAUCACUUAAAAAUAUGAGGUAUUUUAUUUAUUAAUAAUAUCCAUCCCCCCAUCCCUUUCAUGCUGGAAAAAAAGAAAUGAACAUAAGCUACAGCAUAAACAGUUUGUCUUUGUCAGUUUUAAGAACAGAAUGAGAUCCUAAAGUAAAGCAAUGGGUUUGUUGGUUGAAUUUUUUCCCUUCAUCAGGGUGGGGGAACCGUCAUAAGGGAUCAAGAACCAAACACUGCUUCAGAACAGUGUAGUGCAGACAACUAGCCCAACCAAGCAAUUUAGGUAAUGGGUAUUUAUGGUUUCAAUAAAUCAUUUUUAAUAGGA
Gracilinanus agilis (Agile Gracile Mouse Opossum) is the source of this 1651-nucleotide messenger RNA. RefSeq names its product DnaJ heat shock protein family (Hsp40) member C24 (gene DNAJC24). Gene Ontology annotation, biological process: positive regulation of ATP-dependent activity. NCBI's taxonomy places the organism in Eukaryota, Metazoa, Chordata, Mammalia, Didelphimorphia, Didelphidae. The transcript has 5 exons. Gene Ontology annotation, molecular function: ferrous iron binding; ATPase activator activity. Bases 75 to 521 code for a protein of 148 amino acids. The record is from RefSeq and is a predicted model, not a curated record.